AUGAGAUGCGUGGAAUGUAUGAAACCAGACAUUGAAUGCUUGUUUUCGAAGUAUAAAAGUCAAUAUAUUAAAUUAACCAUUUGUUCCAGAUGUCAAAAAGUUUGCGAUAAGUAUAUUGAAUAUGAUAAUGUGAUAUUGUUUAUUGAUAUAUUACUACUUAAACCGCAAGCUUAUAGGCAUUUGGCGUAUAAUUUAACAGAACUUGAGAUGAUCAAGGCUGGAGAGGUAAAUGAGACUGGAAACCAUAGGUAUAAGGAGUUCUUUUACACGUAUCUGAAGAUGAUAAGGAUAAUAGUGAUGGAAACACUUUUUGAAGUUUACUUAACUUGGGCUAACGAAGAGAAGAAGAAAAGUAACGGUGAAAUAUCCCUGCUUACAGAAAUGGUCCUAAAUCAAGACAUAUAUUUACAAUACGUAUUCUUCAUAUGGAAACUGGUGAUUGAGCAGUUGAUUUUGAUGCCGCUGAUUCUAGUCUUUUUAAGAAAGAUCUUCAAAUGGGGCAACAUUGAAAACAAAUAUCUUCCAAAAGAUAGACAAUUUGGCUAUUAUAAUUCCGUCUUAAUGGUAACAGUACUUGUAUCAGGGUCUAUUAAGCUUUUUCCCAUUCUCAUGUUGAUUUGGCCAUACGAUCGAACAUCAGUACCGACUUCAAUCAUUGACGUCAUCAGUUAUAUUAAUGUUAUUGAAGCUAUUAAAGCAGUUACAGAGUAUCCCUAUAAAACGGUAGUGUUUGUUGUGACCUUGUCAGUAAUAAGCCAGAUGAUCUUUUCAAAGAUCGCAAUUAAUGCCAUAGUUGGUUGGUUGACACAACGUAGUAUAAAAGACCUUGUGAUUGAUGAAAUUGCAGAACAAAUCAAAAUAGCAAGAUACAAUGGAGAUCUGUUUUUGAAGUUAAUUUACCUGUCAUAA
This is a messenger RNA of Priceomyces carsonii, 909 nucleotides long. It is a transcript of the gene ARV1, whose product is annotated as sterol homeostasis protein. The coding region runs from base 1 to 909 and encodes 302 amino acids. The transcript has a single exon. NCBI's taxonomy places the organism in Eukaryota, Fungi, Ascomycota, Pichiomycetes, Serinales, Debaryomycetaceae. The record is from RefSeq and is a predicted model, not a curated record. Gene Ontology annotation, biological process: intracellular sterol transport; sterol metabolic process; sphingolipid metabolic process. Gene Ontology annotation, cellular component: cortical endoplasmic reticulum; Golgi apparatus.